AUGAACCUUCAGACGAGGAAUACGAGCGUGGCUAUUCAGAGUUCCGCAGGGGUCUGGAAGACCGAUACCCCCCAAGUCUGUGAUCAAUGCGAGCCUCGUGUCAGACAGCGGAUUCGCCAGGCGGGCUAUGAGGCUAAGGCCGACCAUCUCAGACGCAUGAUGGACCAAAGCAAGGCUAGCAAGGCAGCUCGUCGGACACGAGAACGGAGUUGGCAGAGCUUGCUUGUAUAUGCCGGCGCUUUUGGUUAUUGGACGAGCGUCCUUGGACAACUGGUGUGGGAUAUUGCCAGCAUUCUGACUGCGACUGCCCCGACAGAUGAUCUCAGCAUGUCGUCUGAUACGUCAAUGCAUCUCUGGUCCUGUGCAGUACAGACCAUAGAAAUUUAUCGAAUCCCCCAAGAAUGUGCUCUUGACAUGAGUUCAUCCGCAGGCACUGCGCUCGUUGUAGGUGUCCUAUCGCUCUGGUGGAACCCCAAACUGCGUGCGAAGAUCAAUGGCAGAUCUGGGAGAUUCACUGGUCUCGGGGAAUACUACCAAAUUCAGUUCAUUGCAUUGGUGGUAAGAUGUGUGUUUUGGGCUCUACUGAAGGAUCCCUCCGCGAGCGGACUCGAACAAAACCUCCCACCGGCUCUGCAUAUGGUCAUGUUGGCAUUCACUGCCAUUUGUGUCCUGCUUUCUCGCCGUGUCGUCGAUUAUGAUACUAGCCCAUUGGUGAAUUGGUCUGACAAUUCGUGGGAAAUGGCGCCGAUUCGAAGCACUCGAACUUCGCCCGCCUCUACGAGCCAGAAGCAAAAGGGUCCGCUGGCACCAAGCGCCAACUCCAAUGCGCUCCGAAACCGCUUCCCUGUGGACAAAUUAGCUGCUCCACGAGUCACUGUAGAGAAGCCGCCGGCUAUUCCCACACCACCUCCCGAAAAUGAUGACAUGGACUGGACACCCUCUCGACCCCAAGACCUUCAACCAAAAAUAAGUGUCUACCACCGUAACCGAAGCCAGCCAUCGGUGUUUGACGGGCCCAAUCCUUUUCAAGGCCAGAUCCCAGCCGCGCCUAAACCACCUGCUUGGACUCUCCGCACCAAGACAUCGGCGAAACCAAUUGAGCAGGUUGUUGAGCCUAAUCCAUUCCACCGCAGUCCCACUCAAUCUCCUACUUCGUGGAAACGCAAGUCUGACAGCUCAGAGCCGAUCUUUAAGCCUCCCAGGUUUUUUCCGAGCAGUGACCACAAUACGUCGACCGGGCUGGAAACCUUGUUUGACCGUGCGUUUACCAUCGAGACAGGAGAUGAGCCAAAAAGGAAUUGGCGCCAACCGAAGACGAGCCAAAAGUCGCCUCUCACCUAUUCACAAGCUCAUCUGAUUUUCCAAAGUCUUCGACUGUCGCUCCUGUCUGCGUCGGUUGUCGCUUGGACACUAUCUCAGAACCAAUUGUUCUUCAUUCGUGGAAACUACAUUGAAAUUGGGGCCUUGGGAAGCGCAAGCUUAAUUGCUGGGUUUGCGUUGUUGGAAGCUGUGAAGAGACCCCUCGGGGAGUGGAAUGGCAUGGAGAUCUUGAUCUAUAUCACCGAACUUGGGGCUGCCGUCCACUUUGGAGCACAUCUCCCCCAGGAUUCCUUUGACAGACACUAUUUCGACAGAUACGGCAAAAUCUUCCUCGGCUUCAUGAUCAUCCAAGAAGCCUUGGGUCUCUACGCGCUCUACCAAGCCAUUUCGAAAACUUCGGAACGAGACCCGACCAAACCCACAUCGCCACAAUUUGACUCAUCUAAGCAGCAGUCUCCGCAAUGUGAUGCUCUCGCUUGGUCCCCAUCAAAUUCCCCAACCCUCGCCUCCCCGCCCUUAGGCUCCUUUGGUGCACAGUCAUCUGCUCCUGCUCUUUCAUUCGGUUCCACUGCUGGAACACAGAGCUUCUCAUCUGCGCUACCGGCAACUGCUCCGCAGUAUCGACUAUCUUCGUCCCAAUCUCUUCAGUCCUUGUCAUCCGGAGGGCUUGACAGCUUACGACAAAUGCCGCAGAGUUUGACCAUGAAGUCUCUCAAAGAAAUGGAGCCCUUAUCGGAUUCUGAGCAAGAUUCGGAUACGGAGACGGUUGCGACCACGGCCACGAAUGCCACGGACGCUACCACUCGCAACAUUCGGUACACUGGCCAAGCAAACCCGUAUAGCAAUGUCUACUCUCCACGACGGAGUGAUCUUGGGCCUGGGAUCGGUGGCUUGAGCUUAGAUGACGGUCCAUCUUCCCGCCGUAUCACUCGAAGCCAGAGCCAGCGCGCUUUUGCAGGACAGGGCCUAUCUAGCCGCCUUCGUCGUUGA
Molecule: messenger RNA, 2310 nt
Organism: Penicillium chermesinum
Lineage: Eukaryota; Fungi; Ascomycota; Eurotiomycetes; Eurotiales; Aspergillaceae
Exons: 2
Coding region: 1-2310 (769 amino acids)
Biological process (GO): nuclear inner membrane organization
Cellular component (GO): nuclear inner membrane; chromosome, centromeric core domain; microtubule organizing center attachment site
Source: RefSeq, a predicted model, not a curated record